This is a messenger RNA of Cucurbita maxima (winter squash), 1216 nucleotides long. Its product is annotated as haloacid dehalogenase-like hydrolase domain-containing protein Sgpp. NCBI's taxonomy places the organism in Eukaryota, Viridiplantae, Streptophyta, Magnoliopsida, Cucurbitales, Cucurbitaceae. The transcript has 6 exons. The record is from RefSeq and is a predicted model, not a curated record. Bases 367 to 1068 code for a protein of 233 amino acids.
GUGGAUUCUCAUUCUCAUUCUCAUUCUCAUUCUCAUUCUCAAGCUCCCCACGUCUCUACAAACCUGCAUUUGCUCUGUUCUCCCAAAACCCAUCUCCAUUUCCGCUGCUUCUCAAUACCCUUUGCAAAUAACAUAUACAUUCCCACAGACGGACACAAGCUUUUGCAUCUUUUCAUCAAUCUCUGCCGGCGAUGACGGCUUCAGAAGAUGAAAAUUCCAUCGACAGGGUUCUUUCUGCAUUUGUGAAAAUUUUAAGAGAUUUGUUAGGUGGAAAAAAAGUGAAGUCAUUGAUCUUGACGCUUGAAGAAGUUGGUAUUUGAUUUAGAUCAUCAUAGAGCCAUCAAUUUCUGCAAAAGCUCUCUUGUCAUGCUUGCUCCCGUGGAAGCAGUUCUUUUCGAUGUAGAUGGAACAUUGUGUGAUUCGGAUCCGCUUCAUUACUAUGCCUUCCGUGAAAUGCUUCAAGAGAUUGGUUUCAAUGGUGGGGUUCCCAUUGAUGAGGAGUUUUUCAUUAAAAAUGUUGCUGGCAAGCAUAACGAUGAUGUUGCCCGAGCAAUAUUCCCAGAUGAUUUCGGACGAGGUUUGAAAUUUUGCAAUGAGAAGGAGGCUAUGUUUCGAAGAUUGGUUACCGAACAAUUAAAACCCGUGAACGGUUUGUAUAAAGUGAAGAAAUGGAUAGAAGACCACGGAGUGAAACGUGCUGCAGUUACGAACGCCCCUCGACCGAAUGCCGAGCUCAUGAUCUCCAUGCUUGGUCUUACGGAUUUCUUCGAGGCUGUUAUUAUAGGUGGUGAAUGUGAGCAUGCCAAACCACAUCCAGAACCAUAUUUAAAGGCUCUGGAAGUACUCAAAGUGACAAAGGAUCACACUUUCAUCUUUGAGGAUUCUGCAUCAGGGAUCAAAGCCGGAGUGGCAGCCGAGAUGCCUGUCGUCGGUAUAGCUACGAGAAAUCCCGAGCACUUAUUGAUGCAAGCCAAGCCUGCCCUCGUCGUAAAGGACUACGACGAUCCGAGAUUGUGGGCAGCUUUGGACGAACUCGACAAGAGAGGUGGUACCGUUAAGAACGCAUGAAUGAUCGUCAAUGGACGGUAUUGAUGAAAUGGUCUCUCAGUUCAUUGGUACUCUCUAUCUUGUUCUUAAAUAACUUAGCCGUAGAAAUAAAGUUGCUUCGGCUCUCAAUGCCAAUCCUAAUACAAUCUUGUUGCCUUUCUUUCUUGUA